AUGUCCCUGUGCCGGCGCGCGGAACGUCCGGACGCUUCCGACGGCGGCUCCGGAGGGCUGCGGAUCCGGCUGCACUGGGGCGGCGCGGAGGAGCGGGAACGGCGCUAUCCCUGCGGAACGCUGAGCGCCGAGGACGUCUGCAUCGACGUGGCGCGCGCCCUCGGAAUCACGCCGCUCUGCUACAGCCUCUUCGGCCUCUACGACGCCCAGAGCCGGAUCUGGCUCCCGCCCAACCACGUAUUCCACAUUGGAAAAGACACCAACCUCGACCUGCUCUUCCGGAUGAGGUUCUACUUCCGUAACUGGCACGGGCUGAGCGAGAAGGAGCCGGCCGUGUUCCGGAACGCUCCGAAGCCGGCGGAUUCCCCGGAUGAGCGGAUUCCCGGAGGGGCCCUGCUGGACAAGUCGUCCUUCGAGUACCUCUUCGAGCAGGGAAAAUAUGAUUUUAUCCACGACGUGGUCUCGCUGCGGGAUCUGCACACGGAGCAGGAACUCCAGCGCUUCCAGAACGAAAGCUUGGGAAUGGCCGUGCUCCAUCUUUCCCACCUGGCCCUCAAGAAGGGCAUUUCCCUGGAAGAAGCGGCCCGGAAAUGCAGCUUCCAGGAUUGCAUCCCGCGCUCCUUCCGCCGGCAGCUCCGGCAGAACAGCUACGUGACGCGAUUCCGGAUGAGGAGCGUAUUCCGGAAUUUCGUGCGGCGCUUCCAGCGGCACACGGUGGGAGCCGGGAAGCUCUCGGAGCGGGACGUCAUGUACAAGUACGUGGCCACGCUGGAGCAGCUGGCGCCGCGCUUCGGAGCCGAGCUCUUCCCGGCGCUUUCCCUGGACGCCGCUUCCGAAGGGGGCUCCGGAGCGCCGGGCGCCCUCAAGUACCGCCAGUUCCGCAUCCAGCAAAAAGGCGGCGGCUUCGUGCUGGAGGGCUGGGAUCGGGAAUUCCCGACGCUCCGGGAUCUCCUGGACGCGCUCAAGGGCUGCGCGCUCCGAUCCGGAGACGACACCUUCACCGUGCGGCGCUGCUGCCCGCCCAAGCCGGGAGAGCUUUCCGACCUGCUGGUGGCGCGCGCGGCGCAGGACGAUGCCAGGGAGAUGCUCCAGCUCACGCAGCUCUGCUUCCAUCGGAUCCGCAAGGACGAGAUCACGCAGUUCCGUCCCGCUCCCGGCUCCAUCCUGCUCCCGGCACCGGCUCCAUCCCGCUCCUGGUUCCGUCCCUCUCCCAAGCGCGCCGAGCGGAUCCCCUGGAUCGCUCCGGAAUGCGUGCGGGAUGGGGGAAGCCCCAGCCCGGCGGCGGAUAAGUGGAGCUUCGGGACGACGCUCCUGGAAAUCUGCUUCGACGGCGCCGUCCCGCUCAAGGAGCGCGCGCCGGCCGAGAAGGAGCGUUUCUACGAGAAGCGGCACCGGCUUCCGGAGCCGGCGUGCAAGGAGCUGGCGGCGCUCGUGGGCCGGUGCCUGGAAUACAGCCCGGGAAUGCGGCCGUCCUUCCGGACCGUCCUGCGGGAUCUCACGCGGCUGCAGCCGCACGCCCUGGCCGCCGUCACGUCGGUGCCGCCCGCGCUGCCCCUGCCCGACCCCUCCGUGUUCCAGAGGCGCUACCUGAAGAAGAUCCGCGACCUGGGAGAGGGCCACUUCGGCCGCGUGGGCCUCUACCGCUACGACCCGGGCAACGACGGCACGGGGGAGCUGGUGGCCGUGAAGGCCCUCAAGGGCGGCUGCAGCCCGGGGCUGGUGGCCGCGUGGCGCCGCGAGGUGGCCAUCCUGCGGACCCUGUACCACGAGCACAUCGUCAAGUACAAGGGCUGCUGCGGCGAGCAGGGUGAGCGGGACGGAUCCCGCGGGAUCCGGGCGAUCCGGGUGGGAAGGGACCUCUAG
Messenger RNA from Tinamus guttatus (white-throated tinamou), 1863 nucleotides. The record is from RefSeq and is a predicted model, not a curated record. Lineage: Eukaryota; Metazoa; Chordata; Aves; Tinamiformes; Tinamidae.